Messenger RNA from Fusarium keratoplasticum, 1434 nucleotides. RefSeq names its product Bac-luciferase domain-containing protein. The transcript is spliced from 3 exons. The record is from RefSeq and is a predicted model, not a curated record. Gene Ontology annotation, molecular function: monooxygenase activity; oxidoreductase activity, acting on paired donors, with incorporation or reduction of molecular oxygen. NCBI's taxonomy places the organism in Eukaryota, Fungi, Ascomycota, Sordariomycetes, Hypocreales, Nectriaceae. Bases 1 to 1434 code for a protein of 477 amino acids.
AUGUCAACCGAAACACCCGCUGUGGCUGCAAAGCCCAAGAAGCAGCUCAUCAUCAAUGCGUUUGUAGAGUCUUGCAGUGGUCAUCAGUCUCCUGGUCUCUGGAGACACCCGGAUGAUCGCUCCUGGGACUUUAACAAUAUCAGUCACUGGGUGAAGCUCGCGCAGUUGCUAGAAAAGGGAAAGUUUCACGGCAUCUUUAUUGCCGACGUUCUCGGAUCUUAUGAUGUCUACAAAGGGCCUCGAAACCCAGACCCAGCCAUCAUCUCUGGCGCUCAAUGGCCCGUCAAUGAGCCCCUGGCCACGGUUCCUGCCAUGGCAGCUGCCACUAAGAACAUUGGCUUUGGUGUAACUGUUGCGACUACUUACGAGCAGCCAUAUCAUCUGGCACGCCGUCUGAGCACCGUGGAUCACCUAACAGGUGGACGACUUGGCUGGAACAUUGUGACGGGCUACCUUGACUCUGCUGCCAGAAACCUGGGGCACACUGAGCAGCCUAGCCAUGAUGAGAGAUAUGCCAUUGCCGAGGAAUACGUCGACGUCACAUACAAGCUCUGGCAAUCCUCAUGGCGUGACGAUGCAGUCAAACUAGACCGUGAAAAGGGAGUCUACACCGACCCUUCUCUCGUCCGCCUCAUUAAUCACGAGGGAAAGUACUACAACGUCCCAGGCCCUCAUAUCUGCCAGCCAUCCCCCCAGCGCACUCCCCUCAUCCUUCAAGCCGGCACCUCUAAAGCCGGAAAGAACUUUGCCGCCAAGCACGCAGAGGCGAUCUUUGUGGCUGGUCACAGUCCUGCCGUGGUUGCCAAGAACGUGGCAGAAAUUCGCGCCCUUGCAAAGGAGCAGUUUAACCGUGAUCCUGCAUCGAUUAAGUUCUUGGCUAUGUUCUGUCCUAUCAUUGGAAAGACGCAAGAAGAAGCAGACGCGAGAUACAAAGAGCUCGUGAGCUAUGGUUCUGAAGAUGGAGCUCUGGCUUUGUUUGGCGGCUGGACGGGUAUCGACCUCGCUCAGUACGGCGACGACGAAGAGCUUCGAUACGUCGAGUCCAACGCGAUCCGCUCAGCUGUCGAAUCGUGGUCCAAGUCUCUGCCUGGUGUUCCAAAGUGGACAAAGCACACGGUAGCAAACCACAUCAAGGUGGGCGGACUGGGAGCAACAGUGGCCGGAACACCGGAGCGUAUCGCCGACGAGAUGGAGAGGUGGAUUGACGAGGCUGACAUUGACGGCUUCAACCUAUCUUAUGCCCUCCUUCCGGCAACAUUUGAGGAGGUUAUUUCUGAUUUGCUGCCUGUGCUGAGGAAGCGAGGUCUCUUUUGGGAUGACUACGCUGUCGACGGGGGAACUUAUCGAGAGAACCUGUACGGGAAGAAGGGUCUUGCGAGGCCUCCAGCGGAUCAUCCGGCAGCACAGUAUCACUGGACCAAGGAUCAGGCGUAA